AUGAAAUUGAAUCGGAAUGAUGAUUUACGUACAAAACUUCAAUUUGCUUACGCAUAUGCAUCUUCUCGUCAAUCAUUAACUUUACUAAAACAAUUAAAUUCUAUUGAUAAAAUCGAUAAUAUGGAACUAAUAUGGUCUCAAUUAAUUCCAUGUGUUCAAUGGCCAUUUGCACGUUUAGUUCAUUGGAUUCCAUCAAAUUCAUCUGAUACAUUAUUUUGGCAUAGUAUCCUACAAGAUGAAACAAAUGAUUCAUUAAUAUUAAAACAAAGUAAACUCCAUCGUAUAUAUUCAGCAUAUAUUUAUUUUUCAAUCAAUGAUGAUAAUGAAAAUCUUGAUAAUGAUGAACAAUGGUGUCAAUGGUUACGUUCAAAACCAUGUGAUUAUGCAUUACAAAAUUCAUUUGAUAAUACAUUAUCAAUUGAUCCAUUAGUUAAUAUUGUUCGUCAAGGUAUUAAAAAUCGUUAUGAUGAUAAUGAUAAUGAUUUAAUUAUAAAAUAUCCAGCAUUAAGAUUAUUAUCAAAAUAUUCAAAAAUAAAUUCAUUUGAUAUAAGUAUUUAUCAUUUACUUGAUCGUUUUAGUCAAUUAGAUUUAUCACGAUGUUUUGCAUGGCAAGAAGCUAAUAUAUUUCGUGCUAAUGAAGAUUUAACUAUUUUACAUGAUUGUUUUUCAUCAUCAAAUGAUACAAAUAAUAAUGAUCAACAACAACAACAACAACAACAUUCAAUUGAUUAUCGUUAUUUAUUUGGACAAAAUCGUCCAUUAACAUCAUUUGCACAUUUUCUUGCAUCAUCAAUUGAUACACAAGAACAAAAUCAACAAUCAUCAUCACAACAAAAUUUAUCAACAAUUAUUGAUAGACGUUUAAAUCGUUUAAAACAUUUUUUAAUAACAUCAUGUAAAACAAAUUUUAAAAAUUAUUUAUCAUCAAUUAUAUUAUUUGAUAUGUGUAAUGAAGAUACAUUUUAUAUACGUUUAUAUGUAUCCGUAAUGAAAAUAUUAAAAACAACUCAAUCAGAAGAUUUAACAUCAAUAUCAUUAAAAUUAUUAUUAUCAAUAAAUGAUUUUAAUUCAUUAAAUUCAAUAAAACAAUUAAUUUUAUUUAAUCUUUUUUCUCAAACAUAUUCAUUAAAACAUAUACCAACAUUAUUAACAUAUUAUACAAAUCGUUCAUGUUGGUUUGAAAUGUUAUUUAUUGCACAAUUAUUUCAUUAUAGUGUUGAUGAUAUUAUAUCAUGUUUAUCACAAGUACAACAACAAAAUAUGUUAUUUGAACAUUUAAAAUGUUGUUUUAAACGUUUAGUUAAAGAAAAUCAUACACCAUUACUGAAACAAGAUCUUUUCGUUUUAUUAACUGAUCAAACAUUAACAUCGGAACAACUUAAAUUAAGAUUUCAACAAGGCCUNUUUCUUCAAUCAUUAAAUCCAAAAUAUCCACUUCUAUUUCCAGUAACAUCAAAUUCAGCUAAUUUAGCUAGUCGUUUAUUGUGUCAUAUAGCUGGAUUUGGUCAUUGGACAGUUCUUAUUCUUGCAACACAUAUAUUUGCACCUGAAAGUCGAUUAGAAUCAUUAGUUCGUUUUUGUCAUGCAUGUAUUGAUAUGAAUGAACAGCCCACACUAAAAUUUUUAACAUCAACACAAACAACUAUUGGUCUUGGACAAACAUCAACUUGGUUUACACAAUUAACAAAUGAAUUAUUAUUAUGUUUAUUUCGACAAGUAUCAUCACAUACAGAUAUACGUUCAAUAUUUCAUUUACUUGGUGAAAAAAAUGAAUUUUAUCGUCGUUUUGAACCAUUAUUUUCUUUACUUGAUGAACAACCAUCACCAAUACCAUUUGAUUGGUCACUUGUUAUGUAUACAGAUCGUUGUUUUCGUUCAAUAAUGUUAUUAAUUGAACAAUUAAUAAAACUUGAUCGUUUUGAUUUAGUUGAUGAAAUAAUUAUUUGUGUAGAUAUUGAAAUUGAUAUAACAUUAUUUGAACGUUUUAAAUGUUCAUUUGAUGAAUAUAAACAUGAUGAAAAUACUGAUGAUAAAGAAUUAAAUGAAGCAUUUGAAACAAUAUGUCAAGGACAUCAAGAUGUACUUAAACGUUUAAAAAAACCAUUACUUUAUGGAGAUUUUCUUUCAUCAAUACGUUCAACAUCAUCAAAAUUAAUUCGUGUAUUACUUCAUAUAUUUGCUAAUCAAGCACAACAUUUACCUGAACCAUAUGAUUAUUCAUCAAUAAAAAUUCCUCAACAACAAACAAUUAAUGAUAAAUUAUGGACAGCAUUAAUUAGUUUUAUAUAUGAAUAUCAAAAUAGACCAAUUGUUAAUAAAAUACUUGAUUAUAUGGUUAGUUUAUUUUCAAAUUGUUUACUUGAUCAAUUAGCAACAGAAAAAUUAAUACCAAAAGAUUUUGAUGAUUAUUUACGUAUAUUUGAUGAAAUUGAAGUCGAAGAUGAAUUAAAUGAUGAAGAAAAACAAUCAAUAGUUAUUGCUGAAAAUGAAUUUGAAGCAGCACUUUUAAAAAAUGUUUUUGCAACAAAUAAAGUUACAUCAACAACAGAUACAAUUACAACAGACAAAAAUUCAAAUACACAAUCAAAUCGUCGUCCAUCAAGUCGUGCUUCUUCAUCUUCACAUUUACCAUCAUUUGGUGCAAUAUCAAGUCGUCGAUCAUCAGGAUCAAUAACAAGUUCUGGUGGAACAAAUUUACAUCAUUUAUCCGAUAAAGAUCUUCGUUUAUGUGUAACAAUAACUGAAAAUGCAUUUUUACAACGUUCAUCACCUGAACUUGCAUUACAAUUAGCAACUAAAUUUCGUAUGACAUCAUAUAAUUUAACUGUUUUUUCUUAUGGACAUCGUCUUUAUUUAAAUGUUGUAUCACCAUCUGAUAUUCGUACACGUAUUGAUCAACUUCCGGAAAUAACUGGUAGUGGUCAAUUUAAUAAAAAACAUUUAACAAAUGUUUUGAGAAAAAUAUCAAUAACAUCAACAAAUAAUGAUCAAUCAAAUACGAUUGAUGAUCAAAAACAAAAAUUAAUCGAGCGUCUUUUAUCACGAACAUCACAUGAUGAUCAUUUAAUACCAAUAAUAAAUAUAUUAUUUAAAAUAAGUCGUCUAUUUCGUAUUGAUUCAUGUUAUUUAUUAAAACCUAAUACACAUAAUGAUGAAUGGAUUAUAUUAAAACGUAUACUUUCUUAUCCAUCAUCAUCAUUUCCAACAAAAAUAAAAUUAGCUGAAAAAUUUUCUAAAUAUUUAAAAAUAUCAAGUCAACAACUUGUUGAAUUAAUUGUUGAUGAAACAGAUAAAACAUUAAAACGUUGUGAAAAAAAUGAUCCAAGUGAUGAUUAUCAUUGUUGGCCAUUUGAUCCAAAUAAUAUUGAAUCAUAUAAACAAUUUAUGUCACUUUUAUAUGAAAAAAAUUAUGAUGCUAUUGGAAAACAACUUGUUGAAAGAUCAAAAAUGUAUGAAGAUCAAUUUCUUACUUUGGGUGUACCAGAUGCUUCAUCAUCAUUACUUCGUAUUCGUGUUGAAUUAUUAAUCUAUGCACAUACAUGUUUUAUUAAUUCAUGUCAUAUGGAAGGAAUAUGUUUAGUACUUGAUCAUGCUCGUCAUGUAGCUUUUCUUCUAAAUGAAUUAAAGAGUUAUCAAUUAUUAAUUCGUUUAUUAAUGGGUUUAGAACAAUAUUCAGAAAUGAUAUAUAUAUUUGAUAUGUUAUUUCAAUCUGAUCAAUUUGAUUUAUUAUUAUCAACAAUAAGUAAUACGAAUGAUGAACGUUUAAAUACAUCAUUAUUUGAUUAUAUAAAACGACAUCAUCCAAAUGAUGAACAUACAUUUACAUCAAUAUCAAUGAAUUUAAAUAUGCAUCAUGAAUUAGCCGUAAUGUAUCGUGAUGCUGGAGAAAAAUUAUUGAAAACACUUCAAUUUAAUCAACCAUAUUCAACAGCUGAAAUGUCAAUAACAUUACAAAGUUUACUUCAAUAUUAUUCAGAUGCAGCUGAUACAUUUUAUUUGGCUGAUUGUUGUCGUCAAAGUGAACAAUGUUUAAAACAAGCAAGACUUAUAUCAUUACAAUUAGAAUUUAUGCAAAAACAACAAGGAUUCAUUAUAUUAAAUUUAAAUUCAAAACAAAUACGUGAUUUAUUACCAAGUUUUGAACGUUGUUGGCAUGCAUUUGUUAUAGCUGAUGCAUAUAAUGAACAUUCAUUGUGGCCAUAUUGUUUAAUAGAACAAUUUAUAUGUAAUAAAAAUUCAAAUUCAAUUGUAUAUUGGAAUGAAUUUCAACAAUUAAUACCAAUUGAUGAUCAACUUAUAAUAAGAAUUGGAAAAAAUUUAUUACAAAAAUCUUUUAAUUCAAUAUCAAUUAAAAAUUUUCAAGAAAUACUUUUACAUAUAAGAGAUUCAACUAUGCUUGUUCAUUUACAACAAUCAUUAGUAACAAAUGAUAAUGGUUACUCAAAUUUAUUUACAUCUAUUGAUUCACCAUAUGUUCGUGAUACUACUCGAGUUUCGUAA
Molecule: messenger RNA, 4500 nt
Organism: Rotaria sp. Silwood2
Lineage: Eukaryota; Metazoa; Rotifera; Eurotatoria; Philodinida; Philodinidae
Source: the annotation of a GenBank genome assembly